Messenger RNA from Daucus carota subsp. sativus, 2393 nucleotides. Its product is annotated as probable Ufm1-specific protease. The record is from RefSeq and is a predicted model, not a curated record. The transcript has 13 exons. Bases 90 to 2057 code for a protein of 655 amino acids. NCBI's taxonomy places the organism in Eukaryota, Viridiplantae, Streptophyta, Magnoliopsida, Apiales, Apiaceae.
ACAGUAACAGCACUUUAUUUCUCAGACUUAAACCCCUCCGGUGUUGAUCAGAAACCAAACAGCAAUCUCCAGAGCUGAAUCGGUGCUAAAUGGACGACAAAAUCGAGACAGAAACAAUACGCAUACUCUGUAACAAACUUUUAAUCAUCAACAACGAAGCAGGCAUUCAGUGGCUGAUCGGCUCUCCAUUCUUCCCUCAAUUCACAAUCGCCUCCACGUUCAGAUGCAUUCACACUCUCAACUCCGAUCCUCUCGCUCCUCAUUACGAAAAAGAAUCAGAUGAUUUGAGGACGCUUUUAUUGAAAGGUUUUGAGGUGAUUGGUGCACUAAUUGUUGGUAACAACUCUGAAUUUGAGCGAGUUGCAAGUGAGGCAAUUGAUGCCUCGCGCAAGUUGAGGAAGUUACUUCACAAUAAUGUUGACGAAGAUAGUUUGGAAAAGAGAAACUUGGUGGGAGCUGUGACGGAAUCAGGCAAUGGAGAUGUUCGUUUUUUUGUGUCAAGGUCAGGAUCAGAUCGCAUCAAGUCUGUUGUUUCAGUUGUGUAUGAUGAUCAACCUGAGAAGUAUGUUUGGGAGAGAGGUUGUUUACUUUGCUGUCAGCUUCCAAUUAAGUUGCCACUAUAUUAUCCUGUAAACAGGUCCAAAGAUGUCAAGGACAUAUUUACAAAAGCAACUGAAGCUGUUAUCGCUACUUUCAGAGAUCCCAAAGUGGCUUACAUUGUAGAAACACUGAAUGAAACUUCAAAUGAAGGUCCACAACAUGUCAUUUUUCGUGGGGCGGACUUAAAUCUGACCACAAAACUCGCGAAUGCCAGGUUUUCUAAUGUCAAUUCUGAAGAAGCAGAUCCAACAGCGUUAUCAUGUUCAUACUUCUGUUUAAAGGAUAGGGACAUCAGGACAUUUACUUCUCUAGAGGAGAAUGCAGAUAAGAUUCAAGUACAAGUCCUGCACAGUAGAUCGGAUAACAGAGAAAAGUCUACUUCCCCCUAUGCUGAAUAUUUUCCAGCUCCUGAAGAAACCAAACUUUUGGUUGUCGAUUACAAACUAGAAGUGCUUUGUUAUGCCUCAAAGGAGCUUUCUAUUGCCUCAGCAAUUUCAAACUUACUCAUCCCAGCACUAACUGACCAGUUACAUGCAGUUAAAACAAUGAUCUUGCCUGAUCUCUUUACACAACAAUCAAAUAUAUAUCCAUAUCAUUUCAGUCCUCCGGGGGUAUCACAUCCAAUAACUGUUAUGUAUGAAUUAACCUAUGGGGAAACGGAGAUGAAGCAAGUGGAAGUUAGAAGGCUUCUUCACAUGAGGUUAGGGUUACCUUUCGAUCGUCCUCUUUUAAGAAUCGCAAAUGCCAUAAAUAUAUCCCAACCAAAUGGUAAGGCAAGAAGCAGCAAUAAACAAAAAGGUUCCUUAUUGCCUAAAGAUGUACAUCUGGGGAUUCCAAGUAGUGGGGUUUCUGGUGGUGUCGUCUCACUGGUCCAAGGCUCUUAUGAAUACUUUCAUUAUCUUCAGGAUGGAUUUGAUGAUUCGGGUUGGGGCUGUGCUUACCGAUCACUUCAGACCAUCAUUUCUUGGUUUAGGCUCCAGCAUUACACUUCCACUGAUGUUCCUUCACACAGGGAAAUACAACAGGCCCUUGUGGAAAUUGGUGAUAAAGACCGUUCCUUUGUAGGAUCACGGGAAUGGAUUGGUGCCAUAGAGCUUAGCUUUGUUUUGGACAAACUCCUUGGGGUGAGCUGUAAAGUUAUAAAUGUAGGAUCGGGAGAUGAAAUUCCUGAAAAAUGUCGUGAGCUGGCCUUUCAUUUUGAAACCCAGGGAACUCCCAUAAUGAUUGGUGGUGGUGUGCUUGCGUACACUCUUUUGGGAGUUGAUUACAAUGAGGCAAGUGGGGAUUGUGCGUUUCUUAUACUUGAUCCUCACUAUACUGGAAAUGAUGAGCUUAAGAAAAUAGUCAAUGGUGGAUGGUGUGGCUGGAAAAAGGCUGUUGAUAGUAAAGGAAAACAUUUCUUCCUGCAUAAUAAGUUCUAUAAUCUUCUAUUACCGCAGAGGCCCAAUAUGGUCUGAUUACAGUUUUUAAGGUCCCGUUGAUAAGCUAUUCAAGCUAACCUCUAUAUCAUACAUAACAUCUGAAAUAGAUAGAAUCCUACAUGUUUCUGUUGUAAAAACCCAACUCAUAUAGUCAGAUGUAUCAUCUAUAUACUCAUUUCACACAGUGCAGAAGUCGCUAGUUUUCGCACUACUGAGUACUGAGUGGCUAGUAGCUAUUCCAGAUAUGGCGGAUUUAGAAUUAUUUUUUAAAAAGGCAUCAAGCAUAUUUUCAAAUUUUCUGAGGGCACUUUUAUAAUUAUGAAUUAUGAUUUUGUAUAAUUUAGAACAUUAAAUAUAUGUCAUUUUUUUUUA